AUGCUUCCGGAGCACUACAAUGCGCAGAACGAUCUACCUGGAGGAGGGUUCCUCAAACGCAUGAUCUUUAGAGUCACCAUCAUGUUCAUCGCGUUAACAACUUUGUGCGUCUUUCUGCGUUUAUGGGCCAAGCUACGGACCGGAAAGCGGAAACUUGCUGUCGACGAUUACUCUAUACUCACAGCUUGGUUCUUCUUCAUACUGCUGAGUUGCCUGGCGAUGAGUGUUGCCUUACUUGAACACCACAACCCAAUUCUCACGUUACCAGUAGCAGACAAGUUUCUGUUGCGACUCACACUCGGCGAAGUGGCGUUCAUGCUCUCGACCAUAUUUCUGAAGAUCUCCCUCAUGCUCUUCUAUCGUCAGUUUGUCUGGAAACAAUGGCAACGUCGAGCGAUCAUUGCUGCAGGAGCCUGCUCGAUCGUGUUGUCUCUCAUUGCGCUCUUCUUGUCGCUUCUCCAAUGCGGCUCGCUGUCGCAUAUUGCCCAACGACAGAUUAAUGGCCAGUGUGUUCGACGCAACAGAUUCGUGCCUCUUCUCUAUCUCCAUGGAGCCACCGGUGCCGUCACAGAUUGGGCCUUUGCACUUUUGCCAGUGACAGUACUUAUCAAAUCAUCAUUGAAGCCUCAUAUCAAGCUUUCGGUCUGCAUCCUGCUCAUUCUGGGUGUCACUGGUAGUGUGGCUGCUUGUUUUCGUACUGCUUACGUCUAUGGUGUGUGGUUUCAGGCAGCCUUCCUGGACCCUAACUACCACACCUCUUUCUAUGAUCACUCGGCUCCGGAGAUUGUACUGGCUCUGACGGAACUCGGUUUUGGCAUUUCGGCCGCAAGUCUAGCCUGUUUACAGCCUCUCCUUCGACACUUUGUGCACAAGAUGCGUAAUUGGAUCCACAGAUGGUUCUCGGACAAAUCUGACAACAAGACUGGCGCCGUGCGAUCACACAUGGGAUUGUUACCUCACGUCGGGUUGCGGAGACAAACCGGUGCAGAGCCAAACUCGAAAGAAGUACAAGUUCAGGCAUGCGAGAUGCCACAUCUAGAUUUUCCGCCACAUCCAGCAAUUCGCAGACACGGUAUUGCGGAUGGAGGUGCUGCCAGCGACCAUCGACGCAAGGCUUCAUUGCCCGCCGCACCUGACAGCGUCGUUGAAGCGUCGUAUCGGCACGAACGCCGUAAGCCUGUUCGCCAACGUAGGCCUAGUCUAGUAAUCGGCGUGCUACCUACGAUUGCGACAGAGACUGGCGCUGAGGAAGACGACUAUGGUCCGAGUCGCGCCGUGGCGGACACGCCAAUGCGGGACGCAUACAAAGUUGACGAGAUGAAGCAUAGUUCAGGCGUCGACUCUUAG
Messenger RNA from Aureobasidium subglaciale EXF-2481, 1347 nucleotides. RefSeq lists its product as uncharacterized. The transcript has 3 exons. Lineage: Eukaryota; Fungi; Ascomycota; Dothideomycetes; Dothideales; Saccotheciaceae. The record is from RefSeq and is a predicted model, not a curated record. Bases 1 to 1347 code for a protein of 448 amino acids.